AUGCAACUAUUUUUCAUUCAACUCUCGAUAAUAUUAUACAGUUUUCAUGUUGCCAAAGGCAACGACAAAAUUGAUAAACGAUUCUAUAAUUGUGAAUGUUGCCCACCGCCACCAUGCCGCGAAAAACGAGUACCAUGCUCAACAAAUUUCGAUUGCCAAUGCCUUCUGAUGACGAAAACUGAACAAGGGAUAUGUGCUGAUACAGUCGUUUCGUGUAAAAAUUUGCUACCGUGUGAAAGCGAUAAUAAAACAUGUACAGAUCCCACCACUAUAUGUGUCGCUUAUACUCGAUGCAGAAUUCCUGUUUGCUAUCCUGUCUACUAUACGUCUUCUGAUCGAUGUCCGCCGGUGACUUCAAGAACUUCAAUUUUAACAGUAGGUUCGACGAUACCAUUACCAACUACGAAUCUGGCAUCAUCCACCACUGCUACUGCAUCAAAUUCGGUUACACCGACAACGGCCUAUGUACCUAGCAGAUGGUUGAAUGUCAGUAGUAUGAAUUUUGCACGAUACGGACACACAGCAUCUAUAUUAGCCGAUGGAAAAGUUUUAGUUACCGGUGGAAUGGACUCUAGUGGCUCUACUAAUUCUUCAGAAUUGUACGAUCCACUAACAGACAUUUGGACGAGUACCGGCAAUAUGAUUUUUCGACGGUUCUAUCAUACAGCAUCAGUACUUAGCAACGGAAAGGUCUUAGUUGCUGGUGGCUAUGUUUACAGUGGUUAUUCAAACACUGCAGAACUGUACGAUCCAUCGACUGGGGUUUGGACGAGAACUGGUGAUAUGAAUUCUCAACGAUUCUGUCAUACAGCAUCGAUACUAAGGAAUGGAAAGGUUUUAGUUGUUGGAGGAGUUGACAAUAUUAGUCCUCUCAAUACUGCAGAACUGUACGAUCCAACAACAGAAGUUUGGACGACAGCAAGCAAUAUGAGCUUUCAACGACAGCAUCACACAGCAUCGGUGCUCACUGAUGGAAAAGUCUUAGUUGCCGGUGGAUAUGGUUAUGGUAGUAGUUUGAAUAGUGUAGAAUUAUACGAAUCAUCAACAAAUAUUUGGACGAGAACUGGGAGCUUGAAUACUGGUCGAUACUAUCACACAGCAUCUAUACUAGCGGACGGAAAGGUCCUGGUUGUUGGUGGAUAUGCUUACGAUGGUAAUCUGAAUAGUACAGAGCUCUACAACCCAUUGACACGAGUUUGGACAAUAACUGGUAGCAUGAACUUUAAACGACAGCGCCACUCGUCAUCGUUGCUAAAUAAUGGAAAUGUUAUAGUGACGGGUGGAUACAGUUCGAGUUGCUAUUUAAAUGCGGUGGAACUAUACGAUCAAGUAACGGGGUUUUGGACAAAAACUAGCAAUAUGAGUUUUCAACGACAAUAUCAUACAGCACUAGUGCUAACCAAUGGAAAAGUCUUAGUUACUGGUGGCUAUAUGGCUCAUGGAACUUUGAACAAUGUAGAAUUAUAUGCAUGA
Messenger RNA from Rotaria socialis, 1473 nucleotides. The record is from the annotation of a GenBank genome assembly. NCBI's taxonomy places the organism in Eukaryota, Metazoa, Rotifera, Eurotatoria, Philodinida, Philodinidae.